Molecule: messenger RNA, 3694 nt
Organism: Salvelinus fontinalis (brook trout)
Lineage: Eukaryota; Metazoa; Chordata; Actinopteri; Salmoniformes; Salmonidae
Product: NLR family CARD domain-containing protein 3-like
Exons: 8
Coding region: 43-3483 (1146 amino acids)
Molecular function (GO): protein binding
Source: RefSeq, a predicted model, not a curated record
GAUGAAGAUCUGCCAAAAGUGAAGGACAAACACAAGUCCAACAUGAAGAAGAAGUUUGGGAGCAUCUUUGAGGGGCUUGGAAAACGGGGAAACCCAACAUUGCUUGACAAGAUCUACACAGAGCUCUACAUCACAGCUGGGGAGAGUGAAGGGGUUAAUAAAGAGCAUGAGGUAUGGCAGAUUGAAGAUACGGCUCAGACCAAAGCAUUUCAAGACGAUGCAAUCAACUGCAAUGACAUCUUUAGAUCUUUAGAACCGAAGACAGAGGAACAUAAUGACAAAUCCCAAUCCAAACAAGAGGUACCCAUCAGAACUGUGCUGACAAAGGGCAUCGCUGGCAUCGGAAAAACAGUCUCAGUUCAGAAGUUCAUCCUUGACUGGGCAGAAGGAAUAGCCAAUCAGGAUGUAGAUUUUGUCUUCGCACUUCCAUUUAGGGACUUGAAUUUGAUCAAAGAUGACUGCAAUCUCUUGGAACUCCUGAGUGACUUCCACCCUGAACUAACAGAUAUGCAGGACGCAAAGAAGGUGGUCGACGGUAAAGUUGUAUUCAUCUUUGAUGGCCUCGAUGAAAGCCAACUUCCACUGUGUUUCCAUAACAACAAGAGGUUGUCUAAUGUAACCAAGACAACAUCAGUGGACGUGCUGCUGACAAACCUCAUCAAGGGGAAUCUGCUUCCUUCUGCUCUCCUCUGGAUAACCUCCCGACCAGCAGCAGUUGAUAAGAUACCCUCUGACUGUUUUGACCGUGUCACUGAAGUUCGAGGAUUCAACGACCCACAGAAAGAAGAAUACUUCAAGAAGAGAUUCAGUGAUGAUGAGAACCUGGCCAGCAAAAUCAUCUCCCACAUAAAGACAUCAAGAAGCCUCCACAUCAUGUGCCACAUACCGGUCUUCUGUUGGAUUACUGCCAUGGUUCUUGGGAAAAUGUUGAGUGAAAAUGACCAUGGAAAACUCCCUAAAACUUUGACUGAGAUGUACAUUCGCUUCCUACUCACUCUGACAAACAUGAAGAACAAGAAGUACCAUGGGGAAAACCAACCAGAUCCUCGUAAUCUGUCAGAGUCUGACGUACAGAUCAUUCUGAAACUUGGAAAACUAGCCUUCCAAAAUCUGGCAAAGAGCAAUUUGGUGUUUUCUGAAGACUAUUUGAGAGAGUGUGGCAUUGAUGUCAAUGAAGCCUUCUUGCUCUCAGGGAUGUGCACAGAGAUCUUCAGAGAGGAGGAUCCAAUGUUUCAAGCAAAGAUGUACAGCUUUGUGCAUCUCACCAUUCAAGAGUUCUUCGCUGCACUCUAUGUUGCUUACUCAUAUGCCAGUGAAAAUGUCAACCCAUUGAGUUUAAGAGACUACCAAGAGUUACCAAGAACAAAUGACAGUGAUUCUGGAGACAGAGAUGAUGGCUACAGCGAGGAUGAUGACUACAGGCCACAACACAGAGGUUCUGAGCAGCAGCAGAAAACAGUGUAUGACUUGCAGAGGAGUGUUGUGGAUGAAGCGUUGAACAGCAAGACCGGUCACCUAGACCUCUUCCUCCGCUUCCUUCUGGGCAUCUCACUGGAGACCAAUCAGAUACUCUUGAAAAGCCUAAAGCUCCAGACAGAGGGAGACACAGAGAGCAUCCAGAAGACGAUCCAGUACAUCAAAGAUAGACUUUCAGACGAAAAACAAAGACAAUAUCCCUCCCCAGAGAGGUGCAUCAAUCUCUUUCACUGUUUGAUCGAGUUGAACGAUACCUCAUUUAUGAAUGAAAUUCAAAGGUUCUUGACAUCCAAGAACCCUGCUGAGAAGAAGCUGACGCCUGCACAGUGCUCGGCGAUGGCAUACGUACUCUUGAUGUCAGAGGAAGUGUUGGACAAACUGGACCUGAGAGUGUACAACACGUCACAUGAGGGGCGUAAGAGGCUGGUCCCAGCUGUUCGAUGCUGCCGAAAGGCUAUACUAGCAGACUGCCGCCUUACAACGAGUUGCUGUGAAACGGUGGCAUCUGCCCUACAGCUGCCUGACUCCCACCUGAGAGAGCUGGACCUCAGCGUCAAUGCCCUGUUGGACCUGAAGCCCCUCUCUGUUGGACUGAGGAGUCCCAACUGCCAACUGGAGUCACUUAACCUUAGUCAUAUCAACCUGUGUCAAUCAGAACCAGAGCUUCUAAAGGCUGUGCUGAUGGGUCCUCACAACCAUCUACUUGUGUUGAGACUCACCGGGUGUGAUCUCAAAGAUGACAUUUGUGAAACCGUUGUCUCAGCUCUCCAGUCAGUUGGCUCAUGUCUGACAGAGCUGGACCUCAGCUACAACAAACUGACAGACACCGGGGUGGAGAGGAUCUCCACUGGGCUUAUGAGUCCACACUGUAAACUGAAGAUACUGAGACUGACUGGUUGUGAGAUUACAGAGAAGUCCUGUGGAAGUUUGUCCUCUGCUAUAGCAGUUUCUCAGCUCGAGGAGCUGCGUCUGGGCUGCAACAGACUGGGAGACUCUGGAGUGAAGCUGCUGUCUGCUGGACUGAUGGAUCCACACUGUCAGAUACAGACUCUGGGGCUAAGGGAGUGUAAUCUCUCCAGACGUUCCUGUGUCUGUCUGGCCCCUGUACUGUGGUCGUACUCAGUCCUGAGAGAGCUGGACCUGAGGGACAACAACCUGUGGUACUCUGGAAUGAGGAUUCUCUCUGCUGGACUGAGGAACCCCAACUGUGCCUUACAGACUCUUAGGCUUUCUGGUUGUCUAGUCACAGAGAAAGGCUGUACGUUUCUUGCUUCCGCUCUGGAGUCAAACCCCUCCCACCUGAGAGAACUGGACCUGAGCUUCAAUCACCCAGGAGACUCUGGAGUGAAGCUGCUCUCUGAUAGACGGAAAGAUCCACACUGUAGACUGGAGAAACUCAGUUUGGACCAUGGUGGAGAGUCCAGAAUCAAACCAGGCCUGAGGAAAUAUGCCUGCCAGCUGAAGUUGGACUCAAGGUCAGCAGAUGGUGACCUGACUCUGUCCGAGGACAACACGAGGGUGGUGAGGAGAACGCAGGUUCACCCAUAUCCUUAUUUUGAUUUCUCGGAUUCAGAUGACUCAGAUUACUCACAUCGGCCCAAAAAGUCGGAUAAGUGGGCCAAAGUACGCUGCAGGGAGCCCCUGUCUGAUGGUCGUUUCUACUGGCAGGUUGAAUGGACUGGCUGGGUUGUCAUUGGGGUGACAUAUACACCCAGAUGGGAUAUGGAGAAGAAGAGGUCUUGGGGGCUUUUAUGCUGCAAUGAACAGUACGCAUUUAUUCAUAGUAACAGGAUCUCAGUUAUAUCAGCACCCAGACCGGACCCAAAGUGUAUAGGAGUGUAUCUCGACAUUCCGGCCGGCACUCUGUCCUUUUACAGCGUCUCCUCUGGUACACUGACUCACCUCUACACGUACCACACCACGUUCACUGAGCCCCUCUACCCUCAGUUCAAAAUCAUGUGUGAUGAGAUAGAGAUAUUUGGCUCAGUUAAGAUCCAAACUCUGUGAAUGAAACAAACUGGGAGAUUCUGGAAUGAAACAAACUGGGAGACUCUGGAAUGAAACAAACUGGGAGACUCUGGAAUGAAACAAACUGGGAGAUUCUGGAAUGAAACAAACUGGGAGAUUCUGGAAUGAAACAAACUGGGAGACUCUGGAAUGAAACAAACUGGGAGACUCUGGAAUGAAACAAACUGGGAGACUCUGGAAUGAAACAAAC